Molecule: messenger RNA, 1724 nt
Organism: Camellia sinensis
Lineage: Eukaryota; Viridiplantae; Streptophyta; Magnoliopsida; Ericales; Theaceae
Product: UDP-glycosyltransferase 74G1
Molecular function (GO): quercetin 3-O-glucosyltransferase activity; quercetin 7-O-glucosyltransferase activity
Source: RefSeq, a predicted model, not a curated record
AAAGCCAACUUUGCUUACCAAAGCAAAGAAACAUGUCAUUGCUGAUUAACUUCACAAAGAAAGUGUAGUUUCUCCAUGGAAAUCAGUAUUAAUGCUUGCACUAGUGCCUCUCUCCAAGGCCAAAAAACCAAAAAUCAAAAAAAAAAAUUGAGACUGGAGUAAGUCACCGAGAGUUUGUGUAGAGAGAAAUUAAUGGAGACACCAAACAGAGCCUACAAAGCCCAUGUUCUAGUCCUACCCUACCCUGCCCAAGGGCACAUCAACCCAAUGCUUCAAUUCUCCAAGCGCUUGGUAGCUAGAGGUGUCAAGGCCACUCUUGCCAACAGUGUUUAUAUCUCCAAGUCCAUGCACAAGGACCAAAUCAGCACCAUCGACACUGACACGUUUUCCGACGGACACGACGAUGGCGGCUACGACAACGCCGAAAAUCCCGAAGCCUAUCUGACCAAAUUACGCGACGUUGGAUCGCGGACUCUGGCCAGUCUCAUCGAGAAACUCAAUGGGCUUGGCCGACCAGUCGAUGCCCUAAUUUAUGAUGGGUUUUUGCCUUGGGCUCUUGAUGUUGCCAAGGAGUUAGGAAUACUUGGAGUUGUGUUUUUCACUCAGACUUGUGCUGUCAAUAGCAUAUAUUAUCAUGUGCACGAGGGUCUUCUUUCACUCCCACUUUCACCAGAUUCAACUAUUUUGUUGCCUGGAUUGCCACCACUUGAGUCCUGUGAAACGCCAUCGUUUGUGUAUGCUUAUGGGUUGCAUCCAAGUUUCUAUGACUUGUUGGUGAAUCAAUUCAGUAACGUUGAUAAAGCAGAUUGGGUCCUUUUUAAUACUUUCUACGAAUUGGAGAAAGAGGUGGUAGAUUGGAUGUCAAAACUAUGGCGGGUGAGAACAAUAGGCCCAACACUUCCAUCCAUGUACUUAGAUCAGAAACUCAAAGAUGACAUAGAUUAUGGCAUCAAUCUCUUCAAGCCUCACUCCACUGUGUGCAUGAACUGGCUAAAUGCCAAGCCAAGCGGCUCUGUCGUUUACGUAUCCUUUGGCAGCAUGGCCCAAUUUGAACCCGAACAAAUGGAAGAAAUAGCAUGGGGCUUAAACCAAAGCAAUUACAACUUCUUGUGGGUCGUGAGGGCAACCGAAGAAGCCAAGCUACCAAACAACUUCAUCAAUGACACAGCCGAGAAGGGCUUGGUGGUGACAUGGAGUCCACAGCUAGAGGUGUUGGCACACGAGUCAAUAGGUUGCUUUGUCACGCAUUGUGGGUUCAACUCUGUUCUUGAGGCACUGAGCUUGGGUGUGCCAAUGGUUGGUGUUCCAUAUUGGUCGGACCAAGCUACGAAUGCUAAGUUUGUGGAGGAUGUUUGGGGCAUAGGAAUUAGGGCUAAGAUGGAUGAUAAGGGUAUUGUCAGGAGGGAAGUGUUGGAGGCUUGCAUGAAGGAGGUGUUUGAAGGAAAAAAGAAAAAUGAAGUUAAGAUGAAUGCAAUGAAAUGGAAAAAAUUGGCGAAAGAGGCGCUUGGUGAUGGUGGGAGUUCAGACAAGAACAUCGAUGAAUUCGUAGCUGAAUUAGUGCGAUCCUAAUCUCAUUAGUGCUUGAUUUCAUCUUAGUGAUGAUUAAUAAAAGCAGGUUGAUGAUUGAUUGUAUUUGCUUAUUUGGCAGGAAUAUGAAACAUGAUUAAGAAAUUACUUUGUUAAGAAAGUUUGCUACAUCGUGAACAUGAUUUAUAAAUUUUAAA